ACUCCACAAGUUGUGGUUCUCUCUCGGGCAAGAGAUAAUAUCCCCUGUCUAUUAUCUACUUUCCCUUCUCCCAAACCAUCUUCCAUUCUUGCAAAUACAUAAUUCUGCAAACCCCUCAAAUCCACACUCCACACAUUCCUCUCUCUCUCUCUUGUUCUAUCUCUCUGUGUGUGAGAGAGAGAGAAAAGAGAGAGGGGUUAAUUCAUCUUGGGCUCGGAAGAAAGAAAAAAUGGCUAGUUGGGUAUUAUCAGAAUGUGGUGUGAGGCCACUUCCAAGAAUUUACCCAAAACCAAGAACCGGUUGCGCCCCUCAAGCUUUCUUUAAUUCUAAUAAGCUCAGAAUUUCGAGAACAGAUCAAGGGUUUGGUUCUUCCUUCUGUUCAUCAGAUGGGAUUAUUAAUAUUAAUAAAGGAAGAAAGUGGGUUGUGAAAGUGAGUGCGCCGCCAUCAACUGUUAUAGAAGAAGAAGAAGAGAAUAAGGAGGCAGCAGAAACUGGGGUUACAGAAGAAUCGGAAUUCGACCCGGCGGCGCCGCCUCCAUUUAAGUUAUCUGACAUUAGGGCAGCAAUUCCAAAGCACUGUUGGGUCAAGAAUCCAUGGAAAUCUAUGAGCUUUGUGGUCAGAGAUGUAGCCGUGGUUUUCGGAUUGGCUGCUGUGGCUGCAUACUUCAACAAUUUGCUUCUUUGGCCUUUCUAUUGGUUUGCUCAGAGCACUAUGUUCUGGGCUCUCUUUGUUCUUGGCCAUGACUGUGGUCACGGGAGCUUUUCGAAUAAUCCCAAGUUGAAUAGUGUAGCUGGUCAUCUUCUUCACUCUUCGAUUCUUGUACCCUACCAUGGAUGGAGAAUUAGUCAUAGGACUCAUCAUCAGAACCAUGGACACGUUGAGAACGACGAAUCUUGGCAUCCCUUGCCUGAGAAGAUUUUCAAGAGUUUGGAUAAUGUUACGAAGAAAUUACGGUUCACAUUACCUUUCCCUAUGCUCGCAUAUCCCAUCUAUCUGUGGAGUAGAAGUCCUGGAAAAACAGGAUCACAUUACCAUCCAGACAGUGAUUUGUUUGUACCGAAUGAGAGGAAAGAUGUAAUUACCUCAACUGUGUGUUGGACGGCUAUGGUUGCUUUACUUGCUGGAUUAUCUUUCGUUUUUGGUCCUCUUCAAAUACUCAAACUAUACGGCAUACCUUACUUGGGCUUUGUAAUGUGGCUUGAUUUAGUUACCUACUUACAUCACCAUGGACACGAGGACAAGCUUCCUUGGUACCGCGGAAAGGAAUGGAGUUAUCUAAGAGGAGGGCUAACGACGCUCGAUCGUGAUUAUGGAUGGAUAAACAACAUACACCAUGACAUAGGCACACAUGUCAUACAUCACCUCUUCCCUCAAAUCCCACACUACAAUUUAAUCGAAGCUACGGAAGCAGCAAAGCCGGUACUAGGAAAAUAUUAUAAGGAGCCGAAAAAAUCGAGCCCAAUUCCUUUCUACCUAUUGGGAGUCCUCGUUAGAAGCUUGAAAAAGGAUCACUACGUGAGUGACACGGGCGACAUUGUCUAUUAUCAGACCGAUCCUCAACUCAGUGGUUCUCACAAAUCUUAAAUAUGCAACGACGACGUGUCCAAGAAUGCAUUCAUAAUAGGACAAUAUAUAUAGGAACCCGAACUUUUAUUUUUUUCCCAAUAAAAUUGAUUAUUUUUUCAUCUUGUUGUGGGGUAGUACCAUAUACAAGUAUUUAAUUCGACAAACCAUUUGAUAUGUAUUUGUGCAAGGAUGUGAUAAUAUGUGUCGAUCUCUUGUUCUUGUGCAC
This is a messenger RNA of Erythranthe guttata (spotted monkey flower), 1793 nucleotides long. Its product is annotated as omega-3 fatty acid desaturase, chloroplastic. Lineage: Eukaryota; Viridiplantae; Streptophyta; Magnoliopsida; Lamiales; Phrymaceae. Gene Ontology annotation, molecular function: oxidoreductase activity, acting on paired donors, with oxidation of a pair of donors resulting in the reduction of molecular oxygen to two molecules of water. Gene Ontology annotation, biological process: lipid metabolic process. The record is from RefSeq and is a predicted model, not a curated record.